Polistes canadensis is the source of this 2393-nucleotide messenger RNA. It is a transcript of the gene Su(var)2-10, whose product is annotated as E3 SUMO-protein ligase PIAS2. The coding region runs from base 354 to 2051 and encodes 565 amino acids. Gene Ontology annotation, molecular function: zinc ion binding; SUMO ligase activity; transcription coregulator activity. Gene Ontology annotation, biological process: protein sumoylation; regulation of transcription by RNA polymerase II. The record is from RefSeq and is a predicted model, not a curated record. The transcript is spliced from 9 exons. Lineage: Eukaryota; Metazoa; Arthropoda; Insecta; Hymenoptera; Vespidae.
AGUUAGGCAUACGAGGUGUACGCGGCCAUUAUAGAAAUCCUUUUUUCAUUUUUAAACUAAGUGUCGAAUAUUAAUAAUUUAUCUAACUUGUAAACUUUUAGCUACAGUGACAGAAAACCUCGUAUUAUUUUAUAUUUAAAAUAAGCUGUUUGUGUGCUUUUUAAAUAAAACAAAAAAUUAAAUUAUUUCUGCCUAUCAGUGCAAGUUCCUUUUAAUAUUAAAAAUAGUAUAAAAUAAAAUAAUUAUGUGAUUUGCAUUAUUUUAAACUAAUACAAAAUACGAAAAGAUAUUUUCUUUAGAAAGUUGACCAAAAUCUAGAUAAGACGGCUUCACAAAAAAAAUCCUAUAAGAAGAUGGCGGAAACAGAGGAGUUAGAGAAUAUGGUAUUAAGUUUCCGAGUAUCUGAGCUUCAGAUGCUUUUGGGUUUUGCUGGUAGAAAUAAAUCCGGAAGAAAAAACGAAUUACAAGCAAGAGCGUUAGAAUUAUUACGUCUCAGAUCACAUCCAGUCCAGCUUAAAAUACGAGAAUUAUACAAGACAAUACAAGCUGAUCAAUUAGCAGCACAUCAAAUGUACGUUCAAACGGAUGGGACUGGUGAUACUCAAAUCGAUCAAAGUAUGCAUUCUAGAAGUUAUUAUACAAGACAAGCUAUCGGACAGCAGCAACAAGCACAAGGUGCAGUUGCUUCUGAAAAAGAACUUCCACCUGCUCAUCAAGCUUCUUUACCUCAAAAUCCAAGAACUACUGCUGUAUAUCAGUCUGCGGGCUAUACAAGUGUAGCGCCACAAAGAACAAAUACACCAUAUAAUCCAUACCCCCCAUAUACACCUAAAGUACUGCCAGUACCAUUACAGAUACCAUCAGGACAGUACCCUGUUCAUCCGGAUGUGAAAUUAAAAAGAUUACCUUUUUUCGAUUUAAUGGCCGAAUUAUUAAAACCAUCAAGUUUAAUGCCGCAAGGAUCAGUAAGAUUACAAGAAAAUACAUUUAUGUUUCAUUUAACACCUCAACAGUCGACUGACAUAGCUAGUUCUCGGGAUUGUCGUAAUGGAAGCAAAAUGGAAUACAUGGUACAGGUACAGAUGAGGUUUUGUUUGCAAGAAACAUCAUGUGAACAAGAAGAUUAUUUUCCACCAAAUAUAUCUGUUAAAGUUAAUGGAAAAAUCUGCCAAUUACCUAAUCCUAUACCUACUAAUAAACCUGGUGUUGAACCAAAACGACCUCCAAGGCCUGUAAAUAUCAGUCCUUUAGUUAAAUUAUCGCCUCUGGUGGGAAAUCAAAUUCAUGUUUCUUGGUCAUCUGAUUAUGGUAGACGAUAUGCAAUUGCUGUGUAUCUUGUAAGAAAGCUUUCGAGUUCAGAGUUAUUAAUAAGAUUAAAGAAUAAAGGUGUUAGGCAUUCGGAUUAUACUAGGGGAUUAAUAAAGGAGAAAUUAAAUGAAGAUGCCGAUAGUGAAAUAGCUACUACAUCACUCAGAGUAUCUUUAGCAUGUCCUCUGGGAAAAAUGAGGAUGAAUACACCAUGUCGAGCAUUAACAUGUUCACAUUUACAAUGCUUUGAUGCUUCCUUAUUUCUACAAAUGAAUGAAAGAAAGCCAACAUGGAAUUGUCCAGUGUGCGAUAAAUCUGCAUUAUAUGAUAAUCUUGUUAUUGAUGGAUAUUUUCAAGAAGUUUUACAUUCAAAAAAAUUAUUACCAGAUGUUAAUGAGAUACAAUUGCUUCAAGAUGGUUCUUGGGAGAAUUUAGUUUUAAAAAAGGAAAAAGAUAGAGAGAAACCAGAAACAAAAGUGACAGCCAAUGUACAAGACCAUAAAAUCGACGUUGACACGGUUGAUAUAGAUGAAAGCAGUCCUGCUGCGCCGGUAUUAAAAGAAAAGAAACGUACAGUUCUUAUUGAUUUAAUAUCAGAUAGCGAAGAUGAUGACGAAGAUUCUAUACCAACUCAAAGUACAAAAAAGCAUCAUAUUAGUUCGAGUCCUCAAAAAAAAUCUCCAACAAAUUCUAUAAGCAGUACAAGUGGACCAUUAAGUUAUAUGGUAAUCGAUUUAGAAUGAUUGUCUUUAGAGGAAAAGUAAUGACAGAAAAUUCAGAAGAAAUUUCUUUUUCCUGUGAUCUGAUUAUUAUAAAAUUCAUACAUAAUGUGAAAAAAACAUUCAAAAAUGUUAUUUUGACAUAAUUCUAAAUACAAGAUUAUUCAUUUAAUAUUAUCAUUUAUUUAAGCAUUCCUUUAUUUUAUUAUCUGAUGUAUAUUUUAUUUUAUAGAAGCUCAUUGUCAAAUAACUUUAUUAGUGUAAUUUCUGUAUUCAAUAGACUUAAAAGUAAAGAAUAUCAUUUUUCACUGUAAUAAUAAAAAAAAAAACGAUAUAUUAUAUGAAAAAUAAAGUUACCUUUCUAUA